This is a messenger RNA of Trachymyrmex septentrionalis, 696 nucleotides long. RefSeq lists its product as uncharacterized. The transcript has 3 exons. Lineage: Eukaryota; Metazoa; Arthropoda; Insecta; Hymenoptera; Formicidae. The record is from RefSeq and is a predicted model, not a curated record. The coding region runs from base 348 to 650 and encodes 100 amino acids.
UGUAUAAACUGUUACAUUACAUCGAUAUUAAAUGUAAUGCUCUUAAUAUAUAUGUUACUUAAAUAUUGAAUGGUGUUUCCUUGUAUAUUGUAUGGAUCGCUUUAACGAGAUUAUCGACUUCGUACUUUGAAGUGUCAGCAAAACAAUUAUACUUGAAAAUAAAACGUAUUUUUAUUGUUGCUUAACCUCUUCUUGGACAUUGAGCCAUUUUCGAGAGGCGCGUCAAUUCUGAUGCUAGUUUGUUUUGUCCGUUUCGUAUAACCUCGUUAAAUAUUUUUCCGUUUAAUAAAUAGUCAAAUUCGCGUUUAUAUAAAGUUCUAUAUAAAAAUUUUUUUAUCAAUACCACAAUGCUCCGACGUAUUUUCAGAAAAACUUGCAGAUAUAGACAUCUUAAUGAAAGAAAGAAGCACGAUUCGAAAAUGGAUACGUCGUUAGGUGACAUUGCGUGUGAAACGGAAUAUUAUUACAAGCAGGACAGGAAAUUGCUGAAAGUCGUCAAGCAAAAGACGCAGAACGAGGUGGAACACAUGCAGAGAGAAGUGCAAAUCAUGAAGAACAAGAUCGAUGAAUACAAUCGCGGCAUAAACGAGAAUCUGAGAUUUCUGAAGAGCCUAGAGAAAGAUUUAUCUGCUGGUGACAAGAAGACUUAGGCAAACGACUUCUAUAUAAAUUCUAAAAAAAAUUGCAAAAUAAAUA